Messenger RNA from Lycium ferocissimum, 1749 nucleotides. RefSeq lists its product as uncharacterized. NCBI's taxonomy places the organism in Eukaryota, Viridiplantae, Streptophyta, Magnoliopsida, Solanales, Solanaceae. The record is from RefSeq and is a predicted model, not a curated record. The transcript is spliced from 8 exons. The coding region runs from base 307 to 882 and encodes 191 amino acids.
GUAUAAUGACGAAAAUUUACAGAUUGCGAGUGGGUCAAGUGUAAUUGUCAAGAGAGUUCCAGCUGGAACGAUGCCUUCAGCUGCUAAGCCGCCAAUUGGUACCAUGAAGGAUUUAGGGCUGAAAGAUGUUGAUCCUGUUAAUUAUUUGGUUGGGCAAGCCAAUGUGUUAGAUGACUUGGCAAUGACAUUUUUCCAGUGACUGAAGGAACAUUUCUUGGCAGUGUACCUGAUGACCCCGAAGAUUGUCAGAGUGAAAGCAAGCCUCUUAAUUUUCUUUAUUACCAUGUUCGGGAUGGAGGUGGGGACAUGAAUUUUGUGCCUGCUGCUAGAGUUAAUAAGGACCAUAACUGUUACAUGUGUGGUGUUCCUCACCAUCUCAUCAGAGACUGCGCUUUUGCUUCCUAUACAAAUCCGAUGCUUCAGACAGGAAACGCCAUGCUUACGGGAGGAUUUCCAGGCUAUCCAUCUCCUUACUGGAAUUGCAAUACAUAUUCCACAAUGAGGCCAUUUCAAAAUAUGUAUGGUAAUGCUGGAAAUGCUCCAUUUAAUGCUUGUAUGGUUCCUCCAACACCUUCUGGUCCUCCUUAUAUGCAAUCUAUGCAUGGUGGCGUGGCUUUACCCGGAGGAAUCAUGAUGAUGGGUGGUAUGGCACUUCCAGCUGGAAACAGAGAUGAUCUCCCAUUGAACCAAUAUGAGUGCAUGGGCCUCCAGCUUGAUGAAGAUAAAAGGAGAAUUCAGCAUGAAAAAAUGAGAAGAGAGCAAUAUUUUGAAGCUGAGUCUAACUUUAAGGAGCCUUGCCCAAAAAAUGAUCGAGGAGCAUCAGGAAAGGUCCAUAAGGAGAGGGAACCAAGCACAAGUUGUUCUGGUGAUGGCUUUGCUUGAAAAACACACAGAAAGCACCUCCGUGUUGAGAAAAGAAGGGAGAGAAGUCCUCAGGCCUCAUCUGAUUAUAGAGAUAAGGUGCGUCAUCACUCUGACAGGUCUAAUUCUGUCACUGAUGGUUUUCCUAGUAGUUCUGAUAGGCGUAGGAGAGAAAUUCAUCAACACCAUAGUCGGGACUCAAGAAAGGACCAUGAAUGUGAUUCUACUUUGGAUCACUAUCAAGUUUCUGAUCGCAAACGUGGAGUUAAUUGUCAUGUAAGAGGCUCUCAUCAGAAACAUCACCGAAGUUCUGCACUUGAACCUAGUGCACCUGUGCAUCAGAAAGCACGAUCUAAGGAGAGCUGUUUGGGGCAUGACGCAAGGAACUCCAGGCACCAUGAAAGACACUCCAUCGAUGAGGUACGUGACAACAAGAAAUGGAUGAGCAGCGGCUCUUAUAAAGAUUGCAGAGACAGUUAUCAUCACAAGCGAAAAAGAGUCCAUUGAGAGUAAUGAACAUGACUCAUGAGGUAAACUUGUAAAUGAAGUUGUUCAGAAAUCAGUGUAGGUGAUCAACCAGGUUCCUGUUUCCUCUUGAAUAGGUACCUUGUAUUAACUUGGUCUUGUUGUAGCUUUGGUAUAUGGUCUUUUAUGUCCUUAUGGAAAUAUAUAGGUCCCUACAACUUGUAAAAGACGUAGGUGUUUCAGGAUCUAAUUUGCAAUAUCUGUUGGCUUUGUUGGUACAGAUCUGUAGAGUGGUCAGCUUUUGGACAGUAACAUCAUGACUUAACUUUUGUUCAUUUUCCUAACUAAUCCUCUUCACUUCUUUAGUGUGAGGUCUGGAUGCUAGACAAGGUUUUAACCAGAAGCCAUCUGGUUACAAAUUAA